AUGGCCAAUGAUCCACGUGUGAAGGAUGACUGUCACGUCUACUACGAGCUCCAAGAAGCCGCGCUCUUGGACACAGACAACGAGGGCGACGUACCCCCAACAAUCGACCAGAACAGGAGCGGCGAACUUGAUCCUGCAGAAUACGCCUUUCUUAAAAGUGCCGUGCAGUCUAUAGUAGCCUCAUUUCUCGAUAAUUCCUUUGAACAGCGCGAUGACGAAAAUGAUGGGCACUACGAAGUACUUUUGCAAGCGUAUGAUCUCGCUAUAGCUUGGGCACAGAAGGAGUCGUUACCAAAUGCAGAUCAGGCCAGAACAAGUAAAUUGAACUUGUGUCCCUGCUUUCACUAUCUGACGAUUUCUAGAUUACAACUCUUACGAGAAAUCGCUGCAAAGUAA
This is a messenger RNA of Penicillium manginii, 396 nucleotides long. RefSeq lists its product as uncharacterized. The transcript has a single exon. The record is from RefSeq and is a predicted model, not a curated record. NCBI's taxonomy places the organism in Eukaryota, Fungi, Ascomycota, Eurotiomycetes, Eurotiales, Aspergillaceae. Bases 1 to 396 code for a protein of 131 amino acids.